ACAUACAAUGGCAAGAAAAAAGAAUCCCAAAAAGAAAUUGGAAAUUGUUUUUGAUCCACAAAAGAGAAAGGAAUUUUUAACUGGAUUUCGUAAACGUAAAAAUGAGAGACGCAAGCGUGCCCAGGAGGAAUUGGAACGUAAUCUUAAGGAAGAACGUCGCCGGAUACGUUUAGAAAUUAAAGAUGGUAUUAAACAUAUGAAAAAGUCAUUUGAACCAUUAAAGGAACUUACCGAAGCCGAUAAACGCAAUGAGGAUGAGUAUGAAGAUGAUGACGUGAAGGUUAAAAUUGUGGAACUUUCUACGGGAGAUUUAGCCGCCCAACGUAAUAUGUUGGGAGUUAAUCGUGGCGAAGAAUCUGAGGAAAGUGAGAAGGAUGCCAAAUCAGAUGAUGAUGAAGAGGAGAACAAUAGUCCAAACUGUAUACCAGGAAUGGAUUUUGAUAUUAAUGCCAAGAAAAGAAAACAUGCCAGAGAAUCGGAUAAUGAUGAUGGUGGUGACAGCGAUGAGGAAGGUGCUGGUGGCAAAAGUAAAAAAUCAAAAACUGAAAAAGAAAAAUUAGAAUUGAAAACCAAAAAAGAAUUGGAUCAUUUCAAAAAGGUUAAGACCAUGAAGAAGCUAAAGAAAACUAAAGCGUUUAAAAUGAAACAACAGUUAGACAAAAAGGCCAACCAGAAGAAGGCUAGAAAAGAUCGAAACAAUACGUUGAAAAGCCUGCCAGCUCAUCUGAGAAAAAAGAAAAAAUUCCAAAAGAAUCCAUAUAGCAAGGGAAGACUUCUUAACAGAAGGCAAAUAAGAAAAAAGAACAGUAGUGGUUAA
Messenger RNA from Musca vetustissima, 817 nucleotides. RefSeq names its product nucleolar protein 12 (gene vito). Bases 8 to 817 code for a protein of 269 amino acids. The transcript has 2 exons. NCBI's taxonomy places the organism in Eukaryota, Metazoa, Arthropoda, Insecta, Diptera, Muscidae. Gene Ontology annotation, molecular function: RNA binding. Gene Ontology annotation, cellular component: nucleolus. The record is from RefSeq and is a predicted model, not a curated record.